Molecule: messenger RNA, 3591 nt
Organism: Eutrema salsugineum
Lineage: Eukaryota; Viridiplantae; Streptophyta; Magnoliopsida; Brassicales; Brassicaceae
Product: disease resistance protein RPS6
Exons: 5
Coding region: 16-3489 (1157 amino acids)
Biological process (GO): defense response; signal transduction
Molecular function (GO): ADP binding
Source: RefSeq, a predicted model, not a curated record
UUUUUUCUCUGUCUAAUGGCUUCUGCUUCCUCCUCUUCUCGCAAUUGGGCAUAUGAUGUUUUCCCGAGCUUCAGUGGGGAAGACGUCCGAGUAACUUUCCUCAGCCACUUUCUAAAGGAACUUGAUCGGAAACUGAUCAUAUCUUUCAAAGACAACGAGAUCGAGAGAAGCCAGUCGCUCGAUCCCGAGCUUAAACAAGCGAUCAGGACUUCAAGGAUCGCGGUGGUUGUGUUCUCGGAAAAAUACCCAUCUUCCAGCUGGUGCUUGGACGAGUUGCUUGAGAUCGUGAGAUGCAAGAAAGAAUCAGGUCAACUGGUCAUACCGGUUUUCUACGGGUUAGAUCCAUCUCAUGUCAGGAAACAAACCGGAAAAUUCGGAGAGGCUUUUACAAAGACUUGUCAGACGAAAACAGAGGAUGAAACAAAACUUUGGCGGGAAUCUUUGAUCGAAGUAGCAAAUGUUCUUGGCUAUCAUUCUCAGAACUGGCACAACGAAGCAAAAAUGAUUGAAGCAAUUGCCAAUGAUGUCUUGGUCAAACUGAAUUUAACUCCAUCCAAGGAUUUUGAGGACUUUGUUGGGAUGGAAGACCAUAUUGCAAAGAUGAGUGUCCUAUUACAACUAGAAUUUGAAGAAGUGAGGAUGGUUGGGAUAUGGGGCACCUCAGGAAUUGGCAAGACUAGCAUUGCAAGAGUUUUGUAUAGUCGACUCUCUCAUCGGUUCCAAGGUAGUGUUUUCAUAGACAAAGCUUUUGUCUCCAGGAGUAUGGAUAUUUAUAAUAGUGCCAACCCUGACGACUAUAACAUGAAGUUGCAUUUGUUAGAAAGUUUCUUGUCUGAAAUUUUAGACAAGAAAGACGUCAGGAUAAAUCAUCUAGGUGUUAUAGAAGAGAGGCUAAAGCACCAGAAAGUUCUUAUUUUUAUUGAUGAUUUGGAUGAUCAACUGGUGCUAGAUACCUUGGUUGGUCAAUCUCAUUGGUUUGGAUGUGGGAGUAGAAUCAUUGUGAUUACCAAGGACAAGCAUUUCUUAAAGGCUCAUGGGAUUGAUUAUAUAUACGAGGUCUGCCUCCCAUAUAAUGACCUUGCUCUUGAGAUGUUUUGUAGAUUUGCUUUCAAGCAAAACUCUCCACCUGAUGGUUUGAUGGAGCUUGCUUCUGAAAUUGCAUUACGUGCCGGUAAUCUUCCUUUGGGUCUUAAGGUUUUGGGAUCAUAUUUACGGGGUUGGGACAAAGAGGACUGGAUUAAUCUGCUGCCUAGCCUUCGUGAUACGUUGAACGGAAAAAUCGAUCGAACAUUAAGACUCAGCUACGAUGGGUUAAACAACAAGAAAGAAAAAGCAAUAUUUCGUCACAUUUCAUGUCUUUUCAAUGGUGAGAAAGUUAAUGACAUCAAGCUGCUACUAGCAGGUAGCGACUUGGAUGUUACCACUGGGUUGAAAGCCCUUGUUGAUAAGUCUCUUGUACAUGUAAGAGAGAAUAUUGUUGAGAUGCACAGUUUGCUACAAGAUAUGGGUAAAGAGAUUGUCCGUGCACAAUCUAAUGAGCCAGGAGAACGAGAAUUUGUUGUGGAUUCGAAGGAUAUCUGCGAUUUACUUGAAGAAGACACUGGCACGAAGAAGGUUUUAGGUAUAUCAUUGGAUAUGGAUGAGAUUGAAGAGUUGCUUAUACAUAAGAAUGCUUUCAAAGGGAUGCGUAAUCUCUUCUUUCUAAAAAUAUAUAACGGUAAGGUAUGGGAAGAGAAGAAAAAGAUGAAAUGGUACAUACCAGAAGGCUUAGACUAUUUCCCCCCUACACUUAGGUUAUUGAGAUUGGACGGAUAUCCAUUGAGAUAUAUGCCUUCUAACUUUCGUCCUGAAAACCUCGUUAAGCUCCAAAUGUCGGAUAGCAAGCUCGAGAAGUUGUGGGACGGAGUUCAUUCACUUGCAGGGCUCAGGGUAAUGGAUUUGCGGAGAUCUCGAAAUCUGGAAGAAGUACCAGAUCUUUCUAUGGCUAAUAAUCUCGAGAGACUUGAUCUUAGUUUUUGCUCGAGUUUGGUGGAGCUUACUUCCUCUAUUCAGUAUCUCAAUAAACUGGAGUGGUUGGACAUGUCAUCCUGUGAAAAAUUGGAGUUUGUCCCCACUGGAAUAAACCUCCAAUCUCUUGUUAGGCUUAACCUCCGAGGAUGCUCACGGUUGAAGAUUGUUCCUGAUAUCUCAACCAACUUAUCAGAGCUCAAUCUAGACAGAACAGCGAUUAAUGAAUUCCGCUUUAUCUUUGGUCUUAAGAAACUUGAUCUUCUUUCCAUGUGUGAAAUGGAGUGUGGGAAAUUGUGGGAAAGAGAGCAGCCGCUUACUCCGAUCAUGACCACACUGUCUGUAACAAUAACGAGAUUGUUUCUGUCGGAUAUCCCAAGUUUGGUGGAGCUUCCUUCCUCUAUCCAGACAUUCAAAAAACUUACUCACUUGAAUAUUACAGAAUGCAAAAAUCUAGAAACUCUUGUCACUGGCAUCGACUUUCAAUAUCUUUCUUACCUUAGUUUCGAGGGAUGCUCACAGUUGAGGACUUUUCCUGAUAUCUCAAACAACAUCGAACAGCUCCAUCUAGGCCGAACAGGGAUAGAAGAGGUUCCUUGGUGUAUCAAGAAAUUCUCUAUGCUCAGAUCCCUAUCUUUGGAGAAGUGCAACAAUUUAUUACGUGUAUCCCUUAAUAUUUAUAAACUGAAAGAGCUUGUGGAAGUUGACUUUUCAGACUGUGUGGCGUUGACUGAAGCUAGCUGGAUUGAUAGUCCAAGUGAGACAGCAAUGGCGACAGACAAUAUUCAUUCCAAGUUACCACUCCCUCAUGAGGCUUCUUCUUCUUCUCGUUCAGACCAUCUUUUCCCAGAAUCCGAUAUCAUUUUCUCAUGCUUCAACUUGGAUCCAGAAGCUCUCCUUCGCCAACGUUCAUUUAUCUUCAAGUCCGUGACAUUAUCAGGUGAAGAAGUGCCGUCAUAUUUCACUCACCGUACAACUGGAACCUCCUCCUCUUUAACAAUCCCUCUACUUCACAGUUCUCUCUCACAACCAUUCUUCCGCUUUAGGUCUUGCGCGGUGGUUUCUUUCGUCGACUGUGGUGGUGGUUUUGUAUAUAUCCAUGUCAACUGUCGGUUCAAAAGCGGAUUUGGGAACAGCUUUGAUUCCUUUGCGCGGUCGCAUCUCUUCCAGGCAGAUAAGGAUAAGAAGGAUAGUCAUCUGUUUAUAUAUGACUGUCGUUUCCCUCUAAACAAAGACAGUGCUCAACGGAACUACGAUCACGUCGACAUACAACUUCAUAUAAGUAAUCAAAUGGACUCUACGUUCAUACCCGACGGUCUUCAGUCUUUGCGUCGUCAGAGUAUUUUUACGAAGCCUAAGUUCAAACUAGAAGGAUGGGGUAUACGACUAGUUGAGGACUGUUUAUCACCCAAGAACCAACUUGGUGAUCCAAAUACUCGACCACUCAAGAAACCUUUGCUUAUGUUGGAGAGACGUUUCUAGGUAACCAAAAAAUCUCAUUAAAUUUUUAGUUCCACAUUAUUCUUUUAAUAUAGAGCAUAUAUCUAUAAGAACGUAUUCAAUAGAUCACCCACCUAUUGAAUA